This is a messenger RNA of Varanus komodoensis (Komodo dragon), 1455 nucleotides long. RefSeq names its product immunoglobulin binding protein 1 (gene IGBP1). Gene Ontology annotation, biological process: regulation of signal transduction; regulation of dephosphorylation. Gene Ontology annotation, cellular component: cytosol. Gene Ontology annotation, molecular function: protein phosphatase 2A binding. Bases 24 to 1124 code for a protein of 366 amino acids. The transcript has 6 exons. Lineage: Eukaryota; Metazoa; Chordata; Lepidosauria; Squamata; Varanidae. The record is from RefSeq and is a predicted model, not a curated record.
UCCGCCCUGCCCGCCCUUCCAAGAUGGCGGCGGCGGCGGCGGAGGAGCUGGAGCCGGAGGCGGAGCCGGAGCGGCUCGCGGAGCUGCUGGAGGCCGGCUGGCGGCUGCUGGACGAGGUGGAGGGCGGCGCGGAGGCCUCCUCGGGCGCGGCCGCCGUCCAGCGCAAGGUGCAGCGCGGCAUCCGCCUCCUGGAGCGCGCCGAGCGUGCCGUCGCCGAGCUGCAGCUCUUCAGCCGCAACGAGGAGCUGGAGGAGCUCGCGUCCGCGGACCUGCGGUUCAUGCUGGUGCCCGCGCUGCUGGCGGCGCUCGUCCUGAGGCAGGGCGGCCCCAAGCAGCGGCUGGAGCACCUGCUCAGGGCCCGCGCCUCCUUCGUGAAGUUCCUGGGCGUCUGCAAGGACUACGCGCUCGGCCAGUGUGAGCUCCCCCCGCAGCCCGACAGCCCGGAGGAGGGCGAGGCUGCCGGCCACUCGAGGAGGCUCGCCGCCGCCUCUGAUCAGGCGGCGCUGCUCGCCAUGGCAGCAAAGAGGCAGGCGAAAAUCGGAAGGUCGGUAGCAGGCUGCCAUCGUUGCGCUCCCGGGCCUCAGAGCAGAUACAAACAGAAAAAGGAAGUGGAGAAACAGCUGGCUUCCUUGAAGCCCUCCAUUGAUAGUGGCCAAGCAGAGGAGGAGCAACUACGGGAAUUCUACAUACUGCAAAUCAAGAAGUGGAUCACCAUAAGCUUGGAAGAAAUCGAAAGCAUUGAUCAAGAGAUAAUGAUUCUCAGUCAGCGGGAGGCUCUCAAGCAGGAUUCACCUCUGCAGCCUCCCCAUCCAUCCAGGCCUCCAGUGAAGCCUUUCAUCCUUACCCGGGACACCGCCCAGGCAAAGGUGUUUGGUGCUGGCUACCCCAGCCUGGCCACCAUGACGGUGAACGACUGGUAUGAACAGCACCGGAAGCGAGGCGUCCUGCCUGAUCAGGGUGUCUCUCAAAAAGCCUCGGCAGGUACAGAAGAGCAGCAGGCAAAACAGGAAGAAAAGAAAGAGCAGGAGGAAGAUGAUGAUGAAGCAGUGUGGAAAGCACGGGAAUGGGAUGAAUGGAAGGACUUGCACCCACGGGGUUACGGCAACCGGAAGAACAUGGGCUGAUGAGCGCCCAGGAACGACCCUGUCGGCCUCACCCAGCAGACUAUGGGGAAGCGGGGUGUGCGGUGGGCUUCCCCCUCAAAGGGUGUGGGUGAAUGAGGCACAGUUUAUUGCUAGGAGUUGCGUCAAAUGCCAGGCGUGGCUCUUGUGGGUCAGGAUGCUGAUGCUGCAGGAGCUUCAUCCCAUGGAAGCCUUACGAGCUGAGGGAUGGGGGUGGAUCGCCUGGCCUCUGUCUUUCCUGAAGUCCCACUUGAUGAGUUGGAUGAGGAAGUGCUUUUGGCUGCUUUAACUUAUUUCUUAUUUAAAAGUGUACAAUAAAACACUGGUCCCUCCA